AUGAAGUUCCUACAAAACAUUAAAUUGUUAGUAGUAUCGUCUUUUAUUUCUAAGUAUUUUAUCUACAAAACUAAAUUGUUUGUGAAGCACCAACUAAUAGUAUCAUUACGAGAAUGCGGUAUGAAGCCAAUCGGUAGCAAUAGCCAGCGAUGGCUGUUACUGUCGUCGGUCAUUGUGGCAUUCCUGGUACAGGAAGUGAGGAAUGGGUUUGCCUGUCUCAGCAAUCCUUGCGUGCAUGGAGUAUGUUUGGAUGACAUCAAUUCAACCUACUUCUGCUACUGCAUAGACGGGUAUACGGGGAUACAGUGUCAAACUAACUGGAACGAGUGUUGGUCGUCACCUUGUCACAAUGGAGGGAUCUGCAUCGAUGGAAUUGCGAUGUUCAACUGUUCUUGUCCAGCGGGAUAUGCUGGUGAUUUAUGUGAAGAGGACAUCAAUGAAUGCGAGAGCAACCCUUGCUUGUACAACGGUACCUGUUUAGACGCACAAAAUGGAUACACCUGUAAUUGUAUGCCGGGAUACUCAGGUGUGCACUGUGAAAUUGAUGUGGCUGUUUGUAAUGCAACCAAUGAAACGAGGUGCUUAAACGGUGGAAUAUGUGAAGAGGGGCCAGGAGAAUCCUUUACUUGUUAUUGUCAACCAGGAUGGGAAGGGUUUUUAUGUAGCUCAGAAGCAGAUGAAUGCAUGUCAGCACCUUGUCAGAAUGGAGGUGUUUGCAUAGAUUUACUUGCUGACUAUUCUUGUGCUUGUUUGUUUGGCUUCACUGGUAAGAACUGCGAAGAGGCCAUUCAGAUCUGCGACGACAGCCCCUGCAAAAACGGCGCUCUUUGUCUGAUAGAGGAGAACCAUCCAGUAUGUUAUUGCGUUCCAGAUUUCCACGGUGAUUUAUGUCAGUUCCAAUACGAUGAGUGCCAGCUGGGACCAAGGUGCAUGAACGGGGGCACAUGUAUAGAUGGGAUCGAUAACUUCACCUGUUCGUGCCCACCGAAUCUAACAGGUGUUCUCUGCGAGUGCCUUAUAUUAGGAGAUAAUAAGUUGGACUGUACGUACGUAAGUCCGACACCGAUCGAUGUUUCAACCAUUACGUCAUCUUAUGACAUUACGACAAUAAAAAGCAAUACAUCCACAGCUGUUGUCACCACGGUCACAUCAUCGGUGUCUUUUGAAACCACUCAAGUGCCAACUACGACUGUCGCAAUACGAACUGACGCGACUGAGUUUUUUAAUGAGACUGUAGCUACUACCUUAACAUCGACUGGUUCUGAAGUUACUGCCCCAUAUACUUCCUUCACUACAGAACCGUCAACCACAUUUCAAACAACUAGUGUAACACUUGAGUCAGAUACUACUACUAGUGAGACAAUGUCGCAUACAGUUACUACUCUUCCUCCUAUUACUACUACAGAAAUAAUAGUCGUUACUACGGAACAACCUACAAGUACCACUAUGACGGUAUAUCCUGCUGUAGAAACAACAGAAUUAACUGUUGUUACCGAAGAAAGCACGGAAUUUCCUAUAACUUCUACUGAAACCGUUUUUACUACAGAAUUUAUUCCAGAAACAGAAUUCACAACACUGUCUCAAAAUCAAACGGUUUCAACUACAGAAUCCACCACCACAUCAAUCGAAUUUACCUCUUCUCCGGCUGUUACAAUUCUUCCACCUACUGUGCUGACAGAAACAACUAUUGUUGGAGAUACAACUACUUUCGUUACAGUUACCGACGAAAGAGAAACAAAUAGGACUUUUCCCGAUGUAGAAACUACUUAUUUUCCUUCUGUUACAACUUUCGUUUCUACCGAACCUUCAAAAGAAACAGAAAUGAGUACUUAUACAAGUACUACUUUCAUAACAUUUGAGACGACUACGUCCCUAUCCACAACUACGGUGAUUACUCUAGAUUGUACCAAAUUCGAGUCUCGUUGUCAGAAUGGCGGAACUUGUAUAUUUAUUGAUCAGGGACAUAAGUGUAUUUGCCCCUUUGACACUGAAGGACAGUUCUGUGAAAUCAAACUUGGUGUUAGAAAUGCUGCUUUUAAUGGCGAAUCCUACUUGUCCCACCGCUUGGUUAAUUUUUCACACAUAUUAAUAGAGUUUGAUGCCAAAACUAUGUCAGAUAGCGGACUAUUGUUUUAUGCAAAUGUGGAUACGACCUAUAUGGCAUUAUAUGUAGAAGGAGGUUUUUUAAAAUUUAAAUUUUCCUGUGGAUACCAAACAAUGUUACUCAGUGAGCUUAAAGUUCCCGUCAACAAUGGUUACACGAUGAAGAUAAGAGCAGAAUUGGAAUUUAGCAACGAUUUUAAACACUGUGAUGCUACAAUCAGGGUGAAUAAUAGUUUAUCAAUGACCGGAGACCAGACGGCUAAGGUGGAUCAAUUCUUGAAACCUUCAGCUUGGUUGCAUAUGGGUGGUGUACCUCAUGAAUUUUCCACCGAUAUAUUACCUGUAAAUGGUUUUAUUGGUUGUAUGGCAAAUCUUAAGAUUUCUAAUAAGUCAAUAAAUAUUUAUAAAGAUGCCGAAGAUGGAAUGGAAGUUACUGAGUGUUCCUCUUUAGCAUGUCUGUCCAGUCCGUGUCAUAAUGGAGCUUCUUGUACCACGGUAAAUGACUCUUGGCAGUGUCACUGUAAAAAUGGAUAUUUGGGAAAAACAUGUGACAUUUCAAUUUGCGACAAUAAUCCUUGCUUAUUUGGAGGUACUUGCAUUCCAUUUACAAAUAUGGGUUAUAUUUGUCUAUGUCCUUAUGGAAAACAUGGUCACUUUUGCGAAAAUGAUUUGAAAAUAACAGAACCAUAUUUUUCCUCGACUGUCCGGGGAUUGUCUUCUUAUGUGGCAUACCCAAUCCCUGAUGGUAUCUCCAAAAACAUGGAGUUAAAAUUUCGAUUCACCCCCACAUCUAUGGAGCAGAUUUCACUACUGCUUUUCGUUGGUCAAUCGGGUCAUCAUGACUUUUAUUCGGAUCAUUUAGCAGUGAGUUUUGUUAAAGGUUACAUUAUGCUGACUUGGAAUAUGGGAUCUGGUCCCAGAAGGAUAUUUACGUCUCGUCCCUUAAAGAAAGGCGCUAGAGAUUAUUUGGUGCGUUUGGGUCAUUUUGGUAGACGGGCCUGGUUAUAUGUUGAAAACUUAGGAAAUGUCACGGGAAGAUCACCAGGAAAUUUAGUGCAGUUGGACGUCAUGCCUGUAUUGUUUAUUGGCGGACACGAUUCUAGAAACUUUUCUCUGCUUCCGCACGAUUUACCUUUACAUACUGGAUUUUCGGGGUGCAUAUUCGACAUAGAAAUGAAAUCUGGAAGUGUGGUCAUACCCAUACAGGGGUCAGGUAAAACAUUUGGAAGAGCAGUGGGGCAGUGUGGGACAACGGAGUGUUAUGAUCAAAGCUGUGAGAAUGGUGGGGCUUGCCUACAUCAUGGAAGCACUUUUAUGUGCUUGUGUCAAGACAACUGGUACGGUCCUCUCUGUUCCUCAAAAAAUAAUCUGUGUGACUUGAGUUACACAAAAUGCGUUGAAACAUCGACCUGUGUCCCUUUGUUGUCAGGUUACGAAUGCGACUGUCCAUUAGGAAAAACUGGACAGUACUGCGGGAAAGACGAGAACAUUACUGAUGUGAGUUUGACUGGGAAGAGGUCUUUCAUUGCUUUACAUCCCCUCGAAUUCGAUAACGCCAAAUUCAAUAUUGAACUCGAAAUUCGAAUUUUGGAGGACCAAGGAGUAUUGAUAUUUAUAGGAAAGGCAACAUCGAGCUUCAUUUGUUUGUCACUACAGAAUGGCUUGUUAGAACUUAGAUUGCAUACAGGAAAAAACAAACUGACUACAACCAAUCUAGUCACCGUAAGAAGCUCUAAACUGCUAGUCAAAGGAGUGUGGCACAAAGUCCAGUUCGGACUCUUCGGUAGAAAAGUUUACUUGUCUGUUGACAACAUCAUCAAUACGGGAGUGACGGAACUAGGUCACCCCUUCAGCGUAUCCAAAGAAAGUGUACUCAUAGGAGGAUUCCCUGUUAUGUCCGAUUUUCCCCUCUCCGCCACCGAAAGCUUGCCCAUGCAUUUCAAAGGAUGUAUCAGACACCUGUCAAUAGACGACAAACACAUACCCCUAAAUUCUGAGAACAUAAAAUCCGCCCGAAAUGUAAUCGACUGUGACGGCACACCUUGUGGGGGUGAUGCGUGCUUAAAUGGGGGCACUUGUUGGUUGGAUUCAUUCAUGAAAGCCCACUGCUCUUGCAUUUCUCCCUACUACGGCGACACGUGCGAAAAUGUACCACAGUGCGAUGAGAAGAUGUGCAAAAAUCAGGGAAGAUGUUACAAUUCCAAGUGUUCGUGCAACAUCGGUUGGGCCGGAGCUUUUUGCGAAAAGGAGAUUGUUGUUAAAACCCCUGAAUUUGUGGGCAAUAGUUAUUUGAUAGUUAAAAGGAUCAGCGAUAAAAAAAGAGAUUUACGAGAUGUUCAAAUAAGGACGAUAUAUUUAAAUUUUACAACUGCCAAGCCGGACAGUUUGCUGGUAUGGAGUCAAAAGGACAAAGAUUUCAUUGGAUUAGGCAUAGAAAAGGGACUGCUAAAGCUCACAUACUCUUCAAUGAAGAACAACAAAAGUUUUGUAGAGAUACCCUUCUCAAAUCAAGUGUCCGAUGGCAUGUGGCACAUUAUCGAGAUAGGAUUUAAUCCUUUCAUUUUAAAAUUGGAUAAGAAACCUCUUGAAAUACAGAAGAAGCAAAACGUUAUUCUAGAAAAUACUACAGUAUCAACCAGCGGUGUGUUUUACAUUGGGGGUAUUCCAACGAAUACAACUCUAACGAACGAAACUGAUGGACUGUUUCUACACCCAUUUGAGGGAUGCAUUCAAGGUUUUGGAACGAAUGCAGAUGUUAUAACAGACUUUAGUCAAUACGAAGGUACAAAUAUACAGACUUGUAAAGUAGUACGUCAUUAG
Molecule: messenger RNA, 4923 nt
Organism: Anoplophora glabripennis (Asian longhorned beetle)
Lineage: Eukaryota; Metazoa; Arthropoda; Insecta; Coleoptera; Cerambycidae
Product: protein eyes shut
Exons: 18
Coding region: 1-4923 (1640 amino acids)
Biological process (GO): heterophilic cell-cell adhesion; establishment or maintenance of epithelial cell apical/basal polarity
Cellular component (GO): protein-containing complex; plasma membrane
Molecular function (GO): calcium ion binding
Source: RefSeq, a predicted model, not a curated record